Molecule: messenger RNA, 597 nt
Organism: Coprinopsis cinerea okayama7#130
Lineage: Eukaryota; Fungi; Basidiomycota; Agaricomycetes; Agaricales; Psathyrellaceae
Exons: 3
Coding region: 1-597 (198 amino acids)
Source: RefSeq, a predicted model, not a curated record
AUGUUCAAUAACCGCGAGAGCGACAACCAAUUCCAACCCGAUACGCAGAUAAGAUAUGGUCACGCUCAAGCUACUGGAGGAAGCGACUUCGCAGACUCGGAACCGCCGGAAUGCGUACUGGAAGAGCCGCCGGAGUACAUCCCUCAAGAGAUGCGGGAGUUCACGCCUGAAGAGCUUCAGACGAAAACUAAACGGACGGUGCUUGAGAUGUUGACAGUGCUGUUGGAGUGUACCCACCUCCCUCCCGAUUGGUUUAGAAACCAACUAUACGCGCUCGUUGAGUUAGUGUACUACCCAGAGCCACCCGCAAGACCAAUUCCAGUCGAUGAUAGACUCCCAGCGUAUACUGAAGGCUUACUGCUUGGGCUUAAAUCUUUGUUGGAAAGGGACCGCACUGAUUUUGAUUGGUUCAGAGUCGCACUGUAUAUGUCCACCUUGACUAUCUUCGAUUCAACACCGGAAAUGAGAUCAAUUAUCUUCGAUGACUGCGUGGAUCUUACCCUACACCUGUGGAGCCCACGGCCGUAUGAGGACUCGGAUACCCCUGACCUUUUCAGGGAUUUACUCUGCACACAUUCUCGUUCUCAUCCUGCCUGA